Messenger RNA from Carcharodon carcharias (great white shark), 3163 nucleotides. It is a transcript of the gene mettl25b, whose product is annotated as methyltransferase like 25B. Bases 219 to 1757 code for a protein of 512 amino acids. The record is from RefSeq and is a predicted model, not a curated record. Lineage: Eukaryota; Metazoa; Chordata; Chondrichthyes; Lamniformes; Lamnidae. The transcript has 9 exons.
GACUGUGGAAGGCAUUACAGGCAGCCAGGGCCUGGGUUGAGGGGAUGGGCUGUUGAACUGCGGAAGGCCUCAGCCCCCGGUGUGUGAGUGACGGUAUUUGAAGCCCAAUCCCCAGGUCUCUCUCUCUCACCCGGGAUCCUGGAUCACAAGCCGCCACGAGGCCUCAGGCUCCAGCGAUAACUUCCGGGUGUUCUCUCCGCCACUGAUCGGACACAGGGAUGCCAGUAGGUGAGACUCAGCCGCUACUCUUUGAGCAGCAGAAGCAGAGGGCUGUGGACAUCGUGCGACUGCUUUCCAGCUAUUCACACAUCCUGGAUACCUACGUGAUAGAAUUUUUCAGUGAAAACCUAUGGGAGAAGGUGCCACGUUCCUGGCGAGCGACACUAUCCAACCUGACCACCCCACAGAUGUCAACAUUGCUGCUGGAACAAGGACCUUGCAAGGGACGGGAGUCGGUGUGGCCACUCUCGCUGCUGGCGUACCGGGCGUCCGCACACGCGCUGGCUUUCUCCCGCCAGCCCCGGGGCGGCUCGCCCACUCCGCCGGGGGAGGGUGGCAGGCCGGAGGAAUUCCGGGCCAACGGGAGCCAGAGCUCGAAGCUGAGCCACCACUUCCGGAGGCACGUCAAACCCAAGAAGCAGCACGAAAUCCGGAGGCUGGGAGCGAUGGUUAAGAAGCUGUGUGAGGCCACCGGCUGUGAGCAUGUGGUGGAUAUUGGAUCGGGACAGGGCCACCUCUCUCGCUACCUUGCCUUCGGACACGGGCUGCGUCUCACUGGGGUGGAGGCUGGAGAGGAGCUGGUGACCAUGGCCAGGCGGUUUGACAAAGACCUGCUGCUGAGCCUGAAGAAAGAAGCGGCGAGGAAAUCACAGAGCGACAAGAGGAGCCGAGAGAUCCUGGGCAUGGAGCCCGACCGCAUCCCACUUCCCCACCACCUGCUGGGGUGGGUGGACCCCAGGGCACCGUGGGAGGACUUCCUUCAGCUGCUGGAGUCGGAGGGCAGCCCCGAGGGGGAGGGGUGGAGGGCGGGACGCCCCUUCGUGCUGACAGGGCUCCACACCUGCGGGGACCUGGGCCCCGCCGCCCUCCGUCACUUUGCUCGUUGCCCCAGCGCGCUGGGGAUCACCGCCGUCUCCUGCUGCUACAUGAAGACCACCACCGCGGGCGAGCCGGCAUCUCCACCCGGGGGUGGGGCCUCCGAGGCCGGGUACCCCAUGAGCGCCUGGAUCCGGGGGCUCCCGGCACACAGGCUGCCCUACAAACUCCGCGAGCUGGCCUGCCACGCCCUCGAGGACUACGCCGCCCGGCUGAGGGAGGAGGGCGCAGGGCUACGGGUGCACUGCUACCGGGCGGUGCUGGAGACCAUCAUCAGGCAGCUCCAGCCCUCGCUCAGAAGGCCGGGGGUCCAGACCUCCAGGAAGACCCACCUGCUCCCCUUCGAAGACUAUGCCCGUGCUGCUCUGCAGAAGCUGGGUCUGGACGCUGGAGUCCAGUGGGAUGCCAGUCUGGUGCAGUCGCUGCUGGCGCAAGAGAGGAUGGUGGUGGCCUACUUCUGCCUGAACCUGCUGCUGGCCCCGGUGAUCGAGACCCUCAUCCUCCUGGACCGGGUCCUCUACUUGAAGGAGCAAAGCUAUCAGUGCGAGUUGAUCCCACUGUUCGACCCCACGUUCUCCCCCAGGAACUUUGUGCUGGUGGCGGCAAAGGUGGGGGUUCGAGUCAGCGACCUCCUCUGCCCGGAAGAGGGCCGUGAGGUUUGAUCCCCCCCCAACCCCGGGGGGGGCGGGGGGUGCGAAGACACCCACCCCUGUGACGGACAAGCUCCCAUCUCGGUCGGCCGCCGACGAGAACGAUCCCGCACCCUGAAACUUCAACCGAUCUGUAAUCCUCGCUGCCUGGCUGUGGAUGGUUUCUGUGGAUCUGCUCUCUCUCUCUCCCCCUCUCUCUCUCUCUGUCUGUCUGCAAAAACAAAAAAUCUACAGAGAAAUCGGUGAGCAGCUUUCUUCGAUGGGUGAGCUGUUUAGAUUCGGGUUACGGUCGACACUCCUGCCUCCAGAGCUCGGAGUUAGUUUGAGGUGUGUGUGUGUGUGUGUGUGUGUGUGCACGCGUGUGCCUGUCUACAGAGUGCAGGCAUGAACUCGAUGGGCUGAAUGGCCUCCUUCUGUAUGCCAUAAUGACUAUAAUUUUACAGAGAGAGAGAGAGAAGUGGGAACAUUACCUGUUGAGAGACUCCAAGCUUGUGAGGCAAACAAAGGGAUUUGAGAUUCCAGUUACUGUGGUUGUCCGUCAGUCUCGGGAGAGGCUGGACCAUGCCCGGGGUGUAUGUACCUCACUUCUGGAUUGAACUCCGUCUGGUGUGAGUGCAGAGGCUGAUUUGUGAGUACCACAGCGGGCACAGAUCAACAGUGCUGUCCCGAGGUUGACUCUGAUCUUUCACUGGCCUUUCUUUUCUUCCUUUCCACCCCCCACCCCAUCCCCCACCCCAAUCUCCGGACGUUCCCCCUGCCUUUUCCACUCUGUUCCCCCAUCUCCGAACGUUCCCCCUGCCUUUUCCACACUGUUUUCCCCCCCCCAACUCCGGACGUUCCCCCUGCCUUUUCCACUCUGUUCCCCCAUCUCCGGACGUUCCCCCUGCCUUUUCCACACCAUUCCACCCCCCCCCCCCCCAAAUCUCCGGACAUUCCUCCUACCUUUUCCACACUGUUCCCCCUCCAUCUACGGAUGUUCCCCCUGCCUUUUCCACGCCGUUCCCCCCCCACUUCCAUCUCCGGACUUUCCUCCUGCCUUUUCCACACUGUUCCCCCUCCAUCUCCGGACGUUCCCCCUGCCUUUUCCACUCUUUUCACCGCCCCCCCACCCCCCACCCCGCCGCCAUCUCCCCCAUCUCCAGACACUCUGGUCAGCAGCGCAAAGUCUCACUCGCAUUGGAGAGGGUGGGGUGCAGGGCAGGGGCUGACCGGUUGGUCUCGUGCCCAUAGCCAGCUCUCACAGAGAGGUCUUUGGGGAUGCGGCCAGACCCAUUCCGCUCGCUGCACAGCUCACUAAAGACUGGUGAGCUGGUGUAUGGAGCAUGCUCCGAAGGCUCAUCUGAGUGGGACUUGACUAGCGUUAAGACGGCCAGACUGAUGAUCCAGCGACGCAAGUUUACAUCCCACCACAGCUGCUG